This is a messenger RNA of Westerdykella ornata, 853 nucleotides long. RefSeq lists its product as uncharacterized. Bases 22 to 567 code for a protein of 181 amino acids. Lineage: Eukaryota; Fungi; Ascomycota; Dothideomycetes; Pleosporales; Sporormiaceae. The record is from RefSeq and is a predicted model, not a curated record. Gene Ontology annotation, biological process: SRP-dependent cotranslational protein targeting to membrane. Gene Ontology annotation, cellular component: signal recognition particle, endoplasmic reticulum targeting. The transcript has 2 exons.
CCCACCCCGAAAACCACAACCAUGUAUUUCACAUCCAGUACCGAGUGGUACGAGCAAGCCUCCCUACUCUUGAAAGCUAGACCGAGCACUGCUCGCAUAACAUCAAAAUACACCGUCCUCAAACCCACAUCGUCCAAGAUCCGCAAACGACAAAAAUACGCCUCAAAACGUGCACACUCAACGUCCGCCGGUGAUGCCGGUAAUCCCACUACUACCCCGCAACCACCAGCAGAGCAAGAUGCCCAAGCCCCGUCCGCAACCUUCACCCUCAAGGCGUACGACCCCGUCUCUGGAUGCUGUCUGAAAUAUGAGACGAACAAGGCCGCCGAAGUCGGGAGGUUGAUCGCGUCGCUGGGGAGGUUGGGGAAACACAUGGCUGCCAUGAAGGAGGUCACGACGGACUUUAGCGUGCCGGCUGGGAAUGCGGGGAUCGAGACGCCGGCGGGUGGGGAUAGCGAUGUACCGAUGGUCGACGUUGGGGCCAAGGGAGAGAGCAGAGGGGAUGUGCCGCAGAAAGCUGCGACAGGCGGGGGUGGAGGGAAGAAGAAAAAGAAGGGGAAAAAAUGAGAGUGCAGGAGACGAGGGAGCGUUCAUGACGCAUGUCUAUAACGGGGCAAAAGCAUUCGAAAGCUCUUGCAAUCACGGUCUUGACUUCCAUGUUGCAAGGCCGGUACGGGAGCAGUGGUCAUCGAACAAGUGCCACCUCAGCCGCCAUCGGCCCCUCAGGUGACGCCGUUGCAUAGCGAGGGGACGAAGAGCCGAGUGCGGAUCUGCACAUUGUAGAGUACUCUAAGGGAUGCUAUAGAUUUAGUGCUUCAGCAGCACUAAAUUGACGAUUACUUGUGUUCAUGCC